AGCAAUAACAUAUUCAGUAUAAUCUUGCUCACGAGCGAGAGAUCAGAAGAUUUGUGUUAAAUGGAUGUGUUUUUUCAACCAACAAAAGGAAGGCCAUUUGCAAUUGAAGUUGGUUAUUUUGACACAAUUUUAGAGAUCAAAGACAAGAUUCGAAGAGAUCAAGGUAUUCCUAUACCAAAACAAACCUUAAUUUUCAAAGGUAAUGUCUUAGAUGACCAUUUAAACGUUCAUUAUUCCGAUAUCCUCGACCGAUCUCACAUUCAACUGAUCGUAGAAUCUGAACCAGACAAGACUAACGCGGUCAAGACAGAACAGCCGUCGUCGUCUGUGACGAAGAAAAUAAUCCAACUCCUCCUGAGAAUGCCAGCGUCCAAACUAGGCGUCAUGGCGUUAGAGGCUGACGUCACGGAUAGUAUUUGGAGGGUAAAAGAGAGAAUUCACGAUAUGGAUGGUGUGCAUGUGAGUAAAUUAGCCAUGCAUGCAAAUGGAAUCGAAUUAAUCGAUCAUCAUAGUCUUCAGCAUUAUGGAAUUUCGAAUAAUUCAGAAAUCGAUGUCAGUAUCAAGCCAAGUACUAUCACUACACCAGCACCAGCACCAGCAACAACGACGACGACUUCUCCUCCAGUAUCGUCGUCAGUGAAUAACGGAAACGGAUCGAAGAAAUUACGAAUUAUGAUUUUAACGAAAUGUGGCACUAACAAAAUUCCGAUAGAAGUAAAUCCUUUAGAAAAUGUGGGACAAUUGAAGAAAGAAUUACAAAAAUUGGAAUUAGAGCUUCCACAAGAAGGUUAUUUUUUUAUUUAUAAACAAAAUGUGAUGGAUGAUGAUCGUUCAUUUAGAUGGCACCAUGUUUGUCAAGGUGACACUAUUGAAAUAUUUAAUGGUAGUGUUACUGGUGGAGUUUAAUUUUUAUUUUUUUUUUGUUCUUGUAUUUUUUUAUUGGUUCAAAGUUUAAUAAAAGUAUAUAUAUAAAAAAAAAAAUUAAAAGUGUUUUAAGUUAUAAUUGUUGAUUGUGUUAACAUUUAUUUGCACAAUUUGAUCAGUAUUUAUUAGGUCUUUCGAAAACAGCCUCUCUACCUCUCAAAGGUAGUGGUAAGGUCUGCAUAUACUCUAUCCUCCUCAGAUCUUACGUUUAGAAUUACACUCGCACUUUUAUCGAAUUCGAUAUUUGUGAAGUGAAUUAUUUUAAUUUAUGUUGCAUUUCAUUAGCAAAAACAAAUAUUAUGAUUCAAAUAUGCCAUAAGUUUCUUGAGCAGAGAGUCUAUCGAAAACAACUCUCGACCUCACAUAAGGUAUAAGAGAUUUGCAGACAUUAUCCUACUCAUAUCGCCACUUGUGAAAUCACAUCGAUUAUGUUAUUGUUGUUGUAUAUACACCGUAAAAUAGGUAAUGCAUACGCCCAUCCUCUCAAAGCGCUCUCGUAAAAUCACACUGAAUAUGUUAUUUUUGUCCAGUUAUCAUUUACAUAAUUGUCUUUUAAAAAGAAAAUAUAACUUGCAUUCGACGAACCGUUUGAAUCGUUGAAAAUCGGUCUACAUAACCAUGAUGCACUAAAG
This is a messenger RNA of Capsicum annuum, 1556 nucleotides long. Its product is annotated as ubiquitin domain-containing protein 7SL RNA2-like. The coding region runs from base 61 to 906 and encodes 281 amino acids. Gene Ontology annotation, biological process: proteasome-mediated ubiquitin-dependent protein catabolic process. Gene Ontology annotation, cellular component: cytosol; nucleoplasm. The record is from RefSeq and is a predicted model, not a curated record. Gene Ontology annotation, molecular function: polyubiquitin modification-dependent protein binding; proteasome binding; ubiquitin binding. NCBI's taxonomy places the organism in Eukaryota, Viridiplantae, Streptophyta, Magnoliopsida, Solanales, Solanaceae. The transcript has a single exon.